Charadrius vociferus (killdeer) is the source of this 651-nucleotide messenger RNA. It is a transcript of the gene C1QBP, whose product is annotated as complement component 1, q subcomponent binding protein. Gene Ontology annotation, biological process: cytosolic ribosome assembly. The record is from RefSeq and is a predicted model, not a curated record. Gene Ontology annotation, cellular component: mitochondrial matrix. Bases 1 to 651 code for a protein of 216 amino acids. The transcript has 6 exons. NCBI's taxonomy places the organism in Eukaryota, Metazoa, Chordata, Aves, Charadriiformes, Charadriidae.
AUGUCACUUGUGCUGAUCUGCAAAUUGCUGUCUCCCAAAGAGGGCGACAAGGCCUUCGCGCAGUUCCUGACGGAUGAGAUCAAAGAGGAGAAGAAGAUCCAGAAACACAAAUCCCUGCCCAAGGUGUCGGGGGGGUGGGAGCUGGAGGUCCACGGCACAGAGGCCAAGCUGGUGCGGAAGAUCGCCGGGGAGAAGAUAACGGUCACGUUCAACAUCAAUAACAGCAUUCCACCCUCAGCUGAUGAAGAAACACAAGAUGAUCAGAAACCUGAUGAGCAGGAGCCUGAUCUUACAUCAACUCCAAACUUCGUUGUGGAAGUAAUAAAAGAUGACACGAAACAGACCCUUGUUCUCGACUGCCAUUACCCCGAAGACGAGGUUGGACAUGAGGGAGAGGAAGAAAGUGAUAUUUUCACAAUUCGGGAGGUCAGUUUUCAGCCCACCGGAGAAUCAGAUUGGAAGGACACCAACUACACCCUCAAUACGGAUUCCCUGGACUGGGCUCUGUACGAUCACUUAAUGGAUUUCCUGGCUGAUCGAGGAGUGGACAACACAUUUGCUGAUGAGUUAAUAGAGCUCAGCACUGCACUGGAGCACCAGGAGUACAUUAAAUUCCUUGAAGACCUUAAAAGCUUUGUCAAAUGUCAGUAG